Molecule: messenger RNA, 2859 nt
Organism: Suillus discolor
Lineage: Eukaryota; Fungi; Basidiomycota; Agaricomycetes; Boletales; Suillaceae
Product: WD40-repeat-containing domain protein
Exons: 20
Biological process (GO): proteasome-mediated ubiquitin-dependent protein catabolic process
Cellular component (GO): GID complex
Molecular function (GO): protein binding
Source: RefSeq, a predicted model, not a curated record
ACAGGAGCAGCACAUGCUGCUCGUUCUUUCCAUGACGCAACCUCAAGCCCCUACACUCGAAGUGAAGCGUUUACGGACCCGAGACGGAAGCAGACAAUCAUUAGUCUUUUGGAUGUCCUGAGCGAGCUUAGCAACGAGGCGUCUUCAGACCAUGAUGCCAACCUUCCUUCUAAUUUCGAAGAUGACCGAGACGUCCCUACUGUGGAUGAAAAACUGCAAGUUGCAGGGUCAGAAUUGUUUAAUAAAUUCGAGAGGCGAAUGGAUAAUCUUGACAAAGAGCUCCGGAACUUCGCUAACGCUGCCCGCCAACUUGGCAGUUCCGUUGGAAUAUUGUCCUCUGCUUUUCGACUACGGGAACGCCUCACAAAAUUAUUGUUUCUAUUUCGCGAAAACGCAGCUACACUAUUCCCUCGGAAAAUUUCGCGUCAACCUCGGGAAACAUUAGUUAACCCUAACUUGAUGGACCGACGACGUACAUGGAGAGGUCAACAACCCCCGCUCAGGCCCAUACAUGAUGACGGUCUUGAUCCCGAAAGUUUUCCUGGUCAAUUCGCUAGUUUCGCAGAAGAUGUCGUAACGUUCCUGAACUGCUUGAACGAGUUUCCGGAGUUUACAGAUGAGGCAGUCAAUACGUCAAUGCGUGCUUUCGAAGUCGAUCUCAAGUAUUGGGCCUCGUGUCUUCAGGAGUACAAAGGUCAAUUUCGGUAUCCAGCAGUGCAGCGCUAUAUCCACGAUUUGACAUCGGAGAUUGGGGAGCACAUCGACAACAUCACGGUCAAUCUGUCGAUGUUUAUUGAAAUCGGCGUACCGACGAUUAGGUUCGCCCAGCAGCAUGCAGCAGCAAACCUGCUAAACCUGUCGACAGUCGCGACGUUCUUCUCAGCUGUGACAGCAACGACCUUACAAUUCUCAUACCAGUUGACGGAUGGAGUGCUGGAGAAGUCUGUUAAUGCGUUCUGGUUCUCCUCGUUGGUUUUCAGUAUAGCAGCCGCAGUGAACAGUCUUCUCGGUCUCACCUGGAAGCAAGCCAUGUAUCGUUCUCCGGGACAUAGGGUACCUUGGUGGGUAUUGAUAUGGAUUAAGCGAUCGCCUUUAGUCUUUCUCGUCAUGUCUGUGGCAUGCUUUUCCGCGGGCUUGAUGCUUUUCACAUACGCUACAGAUCAGGGUUUUGUUACGUCCACAAUCACCACUGUUUUUACAGCUGUCACUUCCUUCGGCCUGGCUGCCGUCUCCGCUUGGUUCGCCUCAGAACGCUGGAUAUUCGUUCAGCACCGCGGUCAUGUGUGGCUGGAGGAUGUGAUAAACGAAACAACCCACCGCAUGCUCCUCCUUUCUGCUGUUGUGGAAGUGCGAAAGAUCAUCCAUUACUGCAAUCAACGCAUCUUGGCGAUCCGCGGCUUGAUAAGACGAGUGUCUUUCAAGAAGGUAACCAAUGCGAUUGCGCGGUUCAGACAUAAGCACCAUACUCUUCCCACCACACAGGAGGGCCCGCAGAUGCUUGAAAUUUCUCGCCACCACGAACCAGCUUUAUCUGUGUGCUCGGAAUACACCGAACGUCCCAAUUCUUUGGAUGCACCUGCGAGUGAGGAGAGCGAGUCUUCCCGUCGAUCCAUUGCCCGUCAGCGCUUUAAGGGAGCUGUUCGUUCUGUCAUCAUGAUGCAGCAACAGCAAGCGGGGCAGGUCCCGCUGUAUCUACGGCCAUUCAUGCCGCCACGGACACCUUCCUUUGACCGGAACUCCACUGCGGGAAUGUCUCCCACCCGAUUCUCGUCCAUCGGUUUGAAUACCAUUCGAGGACAGAGAGUUUCCACGUUGAUACCAAAGCUGAGAACUUUGGAACCCUUACAGGACCUUUCCAUACAUACUGCCCUUGUUCGACAUCUACAGUUCUCCCCAAACGGAAAAUAUCUCGCUACGUCAAGUUGGGAUAGGUCUUCUAUCAUUUUUCGUGUCGGGGAAUCUUUUUCCACUCAAGCUGUUCUGGUACAUGUGCGAGGUUUUAUCGGCCAAGUUGCAUGGUCUGCGACCGGUACCAUUCUGUUGACAAGAUUAACUCGUGGAAUCAAGGUCUGGACGGAGGAUGGACUCAGUAAGAGAACAAUCGACAGGCCGCACUCUGUGUCAUCUAUUGCAUGGUUGCCUAACAGCGACACGCAACUGUCAUUAUUUGUGUAUGCACUGAUAAAUCGUGAACUCUUUCUUCAGGACAUCCAAGGAAAGGUUCUUGAUUCGUAUCACUUUGGUCGCAUCCAGUUGCACAAUGUGGCUGUGACUCCAGAUGGUCAACGGCUACUGGGUGUGGGUCCACUCCUUGCCGCACCUAAUGGAUUGCAUCCGAGCCGCACCACUAGGGUUGAAAAACGCAUAAUAGUUUUCAAUAUUGAGACUAAACAAUUCGAAAGUCAGACACCCGUCGUGAACGACGUGCGUGACAUCACGAUAUCCAAAAGGGGUGGAAACGUGCUGAUUUCUUUUGAGCGCAAGACACCGCCACAGUUGUGGAAGAUGGAGCUGGUACGGGAUGCCAGAGGUCGUGAACAACACUCGUUUGCACAAGUCGCUAGGCUACUUCUCCGUCAUACGUAUCUGCCCAAAGCUCAGGUGGAUAUCGCGGGCUCUAGCUACUUUGGCGGCAAGGAGGAUCAGCUAGUGUUAUGCGCAGGAAAAGCGGGCGAUAUCCACAUCUGGGAUCGCGAUAGUGCGGCUUUACUCCAUUACAUUAGACCCCAAACAUUCGGCGGGGACUUGACAUGUGUUGCGUGGAAUCAUUCCACGGACGACCCAUUCAUGUUCGCCACGGGCAGCCACGACGGUACUGUGCGCAUAUGGACAACACCAGCGGGGGACCGCUCUUCCGAU